Magallana angulata is the source of this 5203-nucleotide messenger RNA. Its product is annotated as trichohyalin-like. Gene Ontology annotation, molecular function: protein binding. The transcript is spliced from 36 exons. The record is from RefSeq and is a predicted model, not a curated record. The coding region runs from base 178 to 4212 and encodes 1344 amino acids. Lineage: Eukaryota; Metazoa; Mollusca; Bivalvia; Ostreida; Ostreidae.
AAUUAACAUACUUACCCACAAUUCCUUGAAGCGUCGAGGAAGCAAGAUGGCGUACUGGCCGCGGUUGGACAGGAGUUGACGAAAUCAGUAUAAAAGAUUUACGUCACAAACAGAAACAAAGUAGCUAUGCUUUCUACAUGAGACAGGUGGAUGAAGUUUUGAAAUCAAAAACUCAAGAUGUAUGAACAAGGAAAAACAGUGAUCAAUGAUCAGUUGAUCCUUGAGGAAGAUUACGAUGAAAAUUAUCAACCCAGUGAGGAAGAAAUUUUUGAGUAUGCACAAAUUAUUGGGAUUGAUCCUAAAACAGAGCCCCACCUGAUUUACAUCGCUAGGGAGGGGAUAUGUGCCCCUCUACCAGACCAUUGGAGACCAUGUCAAGAUCCAAAGGGGGACAUUUACUACUUCAACUUUGCUUCUGGAGAGAGUAUAUGGGAUCACCCGUGUGAUGAGUUCUACAGAAAAAUGGUCAUGGAAGAAAGGAAGAAACUGUCCAUGAAUAGAGGAGGUCCCCCAGCUCGAGGCGGUCCCACAGCAGGAAGUUCUGCAGGGGCAAAGAAAGGAAAAGGGGGCAAAGCAGAUGGAGGAAAGAAAAAAGACAAGAAAAACAAAACUGCAGAGAAGCUUGGGCCAUUGAAAGCUGAGCAGAGUAAAGGAAUACCCUCCAUGCACAGAAACUCCUCAGGGCUGGAGCCCAUGAUGUCUUCCAGCGGCCAGUUAGCUCCCCUGAGGGGAUCUGCUGGAAACAGCCAGCCAGUGAAGUCCAGUCUCAACACAACAACAGGUUCCUUUAAGUCCAACAAUCCUAAUGCUCUCAGUAAGAGUGGGAACCUGACCAGCAGUAUGAGUAUACCCAUCUACUCGACCGAAUAUGAGGAGGAUGAGAUCGAGCGGCCGGUCCAUGAGGUGGAUUACCAGGAGUCUGAUGAGGGGAGUGAAAAGUCGAAGCUUGAGACAGAGUCAGAAGACAGCGAAGAUUACGGCAAAGAUAUUGAUUUUGGGAUCGAUAAGAACCUGUCAGAGAGAAUCAUGGACAUGGCCAUAGAAAAUUUGGACCCAGUGAGGGGCUCCCUGGAAAAGUUGCAGGAUUUUGAAGGCACAAUGUCUGCUAUGUCCACAGCCAGGGUUGAGUCCCCUGGGGGUAAAAUCAGCCCUUUGGAUAGAAUGGAAGAGGAUCGAAAAAGACGGGCAGAAAUAGCAGCCAGUGCUGCAGAACGGCGUCUGAUCGGUCAGGACAGUUAUCAUUCCUAUGAGAAGAAAUCCGACCUUCAUGAUGAGAACCAGCUAAGGGCCAGCUAUGACAAUUCACUGAUGGAACUUGAGAAAAAGCUUCGCCAGGAACAUGAUAAUCGAAAACUGGAACUAUUUGAGGAAAAAGAUAUCAAAAUACGAAAACUGCAAGAUGAAGUAAAGAGAGAGUUAGAAGAGGAGGAGAGGAAAAUAAUGAAGGACAAGGAGCAACAAGUCAAAGAGUUGGAGGAAAAGGUAAAAAAGGAGUUAGAUAAACUGCAAAAGGAACUAGCAGACAAAAAUAGUGAGCAGAUUAAAGGGCUUCAAGAGCAGAUAGAAAAUGAGCAAAAAGAGAAAGAAUUGGAGCUGCGGCAACAGAUGGAAUCUGCCCUAGAGAAGUUGAGGAAUGAGGUCGGAUCUCUACAGAGAGAGGAACAGACCAAACUGGAGGAGGAGAAAAGGAAAUGUCUGGAGAGGCUUCAGCAGCAGGUGGAUCUUGCGACUGCCAGUGAACAAAAGCGACUAGAGAACCAGAAGCAGGAAGCCAUAGAGAGCAUGCAGUCCAAACAGAAGUACGAGCUGGACAACCUUAAGGAUGACCUAGAGAGGAAGCACCGGGAGAAAGUGGACCGACUCAGGACAGAGCAGGCGGAGCGGCACGAUGAGGACAUGAAGAGGAUCAAGGAUGAGAUCAAGCGUCUUCAGGAGCAGGAACGAGAGCAGAAGGAGCAAGAGCUUGAAAUGGCGAGACAGCGACAGAAAGCCAUCGACGACCUGGACAGGGGGCUUGAUGAGGUGUUGUCAGAGAGACGGCAGGAAAUCAAGCAGCAGCAGCAGAAGGAGCUGUCUCGUGUCCAGGAGGAUCACUCGGGCCGACUACGCAAGAUACGACAGGAGUAUGAGGAAAAGGAGGAUGAUGAAAAGAAAUUGCUGAAUGAGAAAUUGGAUGCAGAAAAAAGAAGAAUGCAGAAACAGUAUGAGAAGGAAUCGGAUGAUCUCCGGCGGAAUUAUGAACGCAAAAAGGAAACACUGGCCGAGCAGCUAGAAGAUGAGGAAGAGGAGUUCCAAGAUAAAAGAGCUGAAUUAGAGAGAAGGAAGCUUCAGAUUGAAAAAGAGUUCAAGAAUUUGGACACUCAGGAAAGAAAACUAGAAGAGAAAAGAAAGGCGUUCAGAGAAAAUACAGCCAGCUUUGACAGAGAGCAAGAUGAUGCGUUCAGCAGUAGGACCACCAAUCUGAGUGCCAAGGAGUUGGAGAGAAUGAAGGAGGAACGUCGCCAGUACCAGGAGGAAAUCCGUCAGGAGCGAGAGGAGCUCGACCAGCUGAAGGCUGAGAAACGAGCCCUCGAAGCUGACAUCACCAAACUCAAAAUGAAUAAAGAGCAGCUCACUCGUAAACUCAGUGACCUCAGGGAUCGAAUUGAUAAGAAAGGUAAGGAUAUUGAGCACCUGAACCAGAAGAUUAUCCAGGCUGCUGAGGAGACCAAGUCCAUCGCGGAGGAGAGAAUCCGUGCCACCCACACAGGUCGACGCCCUCCCAGUCAGGCCAGGCAGGACAGUAUGGAGGGGGAGGAGGACCUCAUUAGUGAUGUUCCUGAAAGGCCCAGGAAAAAGUACAGCUUUGCCGAGGAUAGAACUGAUGAUGAUGAGUUGUCCUCCAUGACUGGCAGAUACUGGCAGGACCUUCUCACAGAGGAAGACAGUAUCUUGGAUUAUGCUCCUGUUGAGCGACAGAACUAUGGGGAAGUAAAAGUCCAGAUUGCCAAGGAGAAUGAUUCCAUCUUGAUGGCCAAGGAAUUCCUGAGGAAACAGAGGCAGUCUCUGAAGAGAAGGCAAGCUGCCCUGCUGGCGGCCAAACAGGAGCUGAUGAAGGACGUCAUCAAACAGAAACAGGGGAAAAAAAUUGAUUCACCCUCUAAUAAGUCCAAAGGACAAGUGCGAUUUAAUCUGACCUCGGAGAGCCCCCAUGUUCUGGAGGAAGUGAAACAGAAACUAGAAAAGGAAUCCCUGGACAUUGACCACAUGGAGUCGCAGGUCAAGACGGGGUCACGGCUGGUGAAGGAGAAGGAGAAGAAACUCCGGCAGAUGUCUACCCGCCUCCACCCCGACAACAAUUCUGGAAGUGAGGAAGAGUACUCUCCCUUUGAGCACCACUGGCGACCUGCCAAAAUUCCGACCUGUGACCUCUCUGAUGAUGAGAGUAGUGGAGUCAGUAGUACAGACAACAGUCUGGAUAAUGUUCUCAAAGCUUUACAGAAACAAAAUGCCCGGAUACAGAAUGGCACCCCCUUGAUGUCCACUCUGCGUUCAGAGGGUGAUCCUAUCGCCCAGUCUCUACAGAGAAUCAACUAUGACCUGGCCAAGGUGAUCACGAUGAUUGGAAGCAGUGGGAAUAACAGUAUGCAAGGAACCACAGAGAAACCAGCCAACUAUGUGCCAAUCUACGCCCCCUCAGCCCCUCCCAGCCUCCUGGGGAGUUCAGUUCCUGCCUCCCCUCUACAGGCCUGGGCACCCAGCAACCCGUACAUACAAAAUCCUCAACACAAGGUGGAUUACUCCACUCUUGUCAUGAAUGCUGAACAGUCCUUGGAAAGAAAAUGGAGGAAAUACUUUGGAGAUCGCCGCCCCCCUCUCACUAGUGCCGUACCUGGAACCUUCUCCAUGACCACAGGACCAACACCUGUAAGAGAACAGCUCAGACAGUACCGCCUCAGCCUACACCACCAGCUCAACACGACUAGCACCACCCAGGACAAACUAGCCGAGCAGAAGGAAUGGCUCAAAAGGUUUGGUCAGGACCUGAACCUAGGGUCCUCGUUCAUCCACCCCCCUCAAUCGGAGCAUGGCUCUGUUGACAGCAUGAUGCUGGGCUCCCACGUCAAUGAGACGGAACCGCUGUCCUCCACGCCUCAGCGACGACCAUCAGUCCCCGGCACUGUCCGACUGGAACUGGACGAGUAUGAUGAAAUCAGAGUGAGACAGUUCUAGGUACCACCUGCAUACUGCCAUGUGUUGGUGGUCGCUCACUAGAGAUCAUACAGCAGUUGACUGGGCGAUAGAUCAAUUGUCAAAAUGAUGGCAUAGCUGAGAGAACUUGUGGUAGCAAAUGGCGUCCCUUUGAAGUACUGAAUGUUUUAUGUGUAAGAGUAUUUUGUACAGUGUUUGAAAAAGUGUCCAUUUUUUCUAGAUUGAUUAAGUGCUGCAUAUGUAGAGAAUUCUCAGUAAAUCAUGAUUGUGAUGAAUCGUCUAUAUAGAGGGGAGCUAGAUGGACCAGGAGUCUUGUACUGUGUUCACUAUGUAUUUAUAGAAGUAUUUAUUGCACAUAGAGUUCUUCCUUCAGAAUUUCCUGAUUGGCAUACAAUUUGUUUGUAUAGAUUAUGUAGACUCUCACAGAAAUGUUAUUUUUAUAAUCCAUGGUAUGAAUGGUUAACAUCAUAAUUUUUGACUAGAGGUUCUAUAAUUUUACAAUUUGCAACAAUUUUACACUCCAUGGUCCAUUAUUCAUAUCAACGAAAUACUUGGGAUUUCCGUCCGAAUUAUGAAUAAGAAAAUAUUUUUAUUUACAGUAUCUCCUAACGUUGAUCUGGGUUGUGACUGACAACUAUUUUUGAAGAAUCUGUCCAUUGUUCUCUGUAUAUUUUAUGCAAUGUUCAUGUAUAUUCAUCCACUCAGCAUUAUGGAGUUUUUUUAUUCUCUAUUUUUAAAUUUUUACAUUUCUGAUCUGACCAUAAUGUAACACAGUUUUGCUUGAGAUGAAAAUAGACAUGAUGCAAUAUGUAAAAUGAUAAAUAUUAUGAUAUUACAGAUUGCAAUGGAGGGUCUAAUUAAGCUUGUGUAUAGGUUGUGUCCUUUACUAGGCCUCCCUCUGACGGCCGCUGUAGAGGGCUGUUUUUAUUUAUAACUCAGAAACACUGUGAUAGCCUGUUGUUAAAUAUCAUUAUAUCUCAUUUGUUAUGAUACAAUAAAUACACCAAACGUG